AUGUACAGGAUCAGCUCUCAGUUGUCCGAGAAGAUCAAGCACUUUGCUACCUUCCCCCAAACGGGUGUCUCCUUGAGGCAGAUGGUCAUGUUUGGUCAGAAUCCUACUCAAGGAACCCUCUUCAAGGCCAGUCAGUUCCUGUCUGAGGAAUUACCCAUCCGUCUUGCCCAUCGAGUUAAGGAGCUUGAGGAGUUACCCCAUAACCUCAGCGACAUGCCCUCUAUCAUUCGCGUCAAGAAUUGGUAUGCCCAAUCCUUCCAGGAUCUGGUCGAGUUCCCAAGCAAGGAGAUGACCCCUGCACUCAAGGAUCUGGCCAAGAGCUUGAACAGACAGUCAGAGAUGCAGGCCCUGCCCGAGAACUCACCCAACUUGGCCAUGCCUAACGGCAACAACCAGAGUGGUCGCAAGGGCGUAUCGUUAUCCCACAGUGCCAUGGAUGGGCAGGAGUGGCCAGUGGAGAUGCACUCUUACAAUGAGAGGUUCACGAAAAUGAUCGAAGCAGUGAAGCGCCGACACGAUCCUGUUGUCACCACUGUUGCCCAAGGAAUUCUAGAGUUCAAGCAGCAAAAGAGAUCGCAUACCGUCGACACGGAUAUCCAGGCAUUCUUGGAUCGAUUCUACAUGUCGCGCAUCGGAAUCCGCAUGCUGAUUGGUCAACACAUUGCACUGAACAAGGGACCGUCGCGGAAGGAUUACGUCGGUAUCAUUUGCACAAAGACUAACUUGGCAGACAUGGCUCAGGAGGCGAUCGAUAACGCCAAGUUUAUUUGCGAGGAUUACUACGGCUUGUUCCGUGGACCCGAGGUUCACCUUCACUGCAAGAAAGACCUCGAGUUCAUGUACGUGCCCUCUCACCUGAGCCACAUGUUGUUCGAGUUGCUCAAGAACUCACUCCGGGCCGUGGUGGAGCAAUACGGAACAGAAUGCGACGAAUACCCCCCUAUCAAGCUGAUUGUCGCACAAGGAAAGGAGGAUAUUGCCAUCAAGAUUUCGGAUGAGGGCGGUGGAAUCCCCAGGAGUGGAGUGCCCUUGGUCUGGACCUAUAUGUAUACUACAGCACCAUCGCAGCACCUUGACCCAACGUUUGACAAGUCGGACUUUAAGGCGCCCAUGGCUGGAUUUGGAUAUGGCCUUCCCAUAAGCAGGCUCUAUGCAAGAUACUUUGGAGGUGACUUGAAGCUGAUCUCAAUGGAGGGUUACGGCACGGACGUGUACCUGCACUUGAACAGAAUCUCCAACAGUGAUGAACCUCUGCCCUAG
This is a messenger RNA of Linnemannia hyalina, 1260 nucleotides long. NCBI's taxonomy places the organism in Eukaryota, Fungi, Mortierellomycota, Mortierellomycetes, Mortierellales, Mortierellaceae. The record is from the annotation of a GenBank genome assembly.